GUUUUAGCGCGUGUGUGCAUGUGUUUAUUCGAGGUGUUGCACUCGCCCAGAGGCACGCAAGCACAAAAAAAGCCCUUUAUCAAGAAAAAGCAUGUAUUGAACAACCCAUCAUACUCACAAUCUUGUCUUCUUACUAGGAUCCCCAAGUGAUGACCUUUAUCGCUUGAGAAUUCACACUCGACCAUAGAUUCUACUCAAAAGUGUGAAUCAAUGUCUUCUCGCAUCCCUGUGCUUACACCUAAUAAUAAUCAUCAAAACACGCAAUAUUCAAAUUAUCAAGAUUCAUCAAAUAUGAGUCAAACAUCUUUUAGAGGUGGAGCUGGAACGCCAGUAAACGGAACUGGCUCUCAAACAAGCGAUGCUUUUGAUACACGCAAACGUCAAAGUCGUCGUGAUGAAGCAAUUCGUAAAAAGAUUGAAUCCCAAUUAAAUUUAAAAGCUGGAAAACCUUCAACUCCAACAUCCCGUGGUGGUGCGGGUACGCCGGCAGGUAGACGUCGUGGUGCUCAUCGUGCACCGAUUGCUGGUACCGUCAGUGCUCUUCGCCCUUUACCUGCUUUGACUGUUCCGCAAAACAUUUCUGUCGCAGAUGCAAGUCAACUUUGCGCUGCAAAGAGAACCGAUUGCGUUUUGGUCGUCGAUGAUGAUGAACAUUUGGCAGGUAUCUUUACCGCAAAGGACUUGGCUUUCCGUAUUGUGGCGGCCGGUAUUGAUGCACGAUCUACACCUGUAAGAGACAUCAUGACUCGCUCUCCUAUGGUUACUCGUGAUACAACCUCAGCAACGGAAGCACUCAAUACGAUGGUCACACGUGGAUUCCGUCACUUGCCCGUUUGUAAUGAAGAGGGCGACGUGGUUGGAUUGCUGGAUAUCGCAAAGGUGUUUUAUGAAGCUUUGGAAAAACUUGAACGUGCACAUGGAUCUAGUCAAAAGCUCUACAAUGCCUUGGAAGGUGUUCAAUCCGAAUGGGGUCCAACAGCUGCCGGUGGAGGUGGACAUAAUGCCAUGCUUGCCUACGUUGAAGCCUUGCGUCAACGUAUGAGCAUUCCUGAUUUGACCACAAUCCUUGACAGUCGCACUCUUCCAUGCACCGUUGGUGUCCGUACAACAGUUUGUGAUGCUGCAAAGAUCAUGAAAGAACAUCGUACAACGGCCGUUUGCGUGAUGGAAGGUGGUACACAAUCUACCCCGGCUAAAAUUGCGGGAAUCUUUACGAGCAAGGAUGUUGUGUUGCGUGUUAUUGCUGCUGGUUUGGACCCAAAGACAUGCAGUGUAGUCCGUGUCAUGACCCCUCAUCCUGAUACUGCUCCUCCAUCACUCUCAAUCCAAGAAGCUCUGCGUAAAAUGCACGAUGGCCGUUACCUCAACUUGCCCGUUGUGGAUGUUGAUUCUCGCUUGGUCGGAGUUGUGGAUGUUUUGAAGCUGACGUAUGCAACGCUUGAGCAGAUUAACAGUAUGAACGAUGGGCAAGGCGAAGAAGGUGCAGAAGGUGGUGGUCCAAUGUGGAACAGAUUCUGGAACUCAUUCGGUCAAACAUCCGGAAGUGUUGGUGGAGGUACUGCCGAUGACAAUGAAUCAGCAAUGAGCGGCAGUCAUGCACAACAAUAUCCCGAAACACCAAACCGUUCCGGUCUUCCUGAUUUGAGCUCCGAUUUGCAUCCCAACGAUUCUGCCAGCGCUGUUGCUCACAAUGAUGAUGGUGCAUCGGGUGUUGGUCUGGCAAAUGCAGCUGCCCUUUCUGCUGCUGUGGAUGAUGGAACGUAUUUGUUCAAGUUUGUUACGCCAAGCGGUCGUACACAUCGUUUCUCUGCUCGUUAUGAUAACUUUGAGACAAUUCGCGAGAUCGUUUGCAUCAAAUUGUCCGGUGAUCCAUUCUUCGAUGCGCCCAGUCCACUUCCACCUGCACCACCUCAUGCACCCGAAGCGACCGUUGAGGAGAAUGGAGAUCAACCCUCGUAUGCCAGCAUUGCUGCUCAACCUCCAGCGGCAGCACCUGAUCCGAACGAUUUCUCAUUGGCAUAUACCGAUGAUGAAGAUGACACCGUUCUCAUUACUGCAGAUGGUGAUGUUCAAGAUUCAGUUCAAGUAGCACGUAAACAAGGUAAAGAUCGAGUCGUUCUUCUAUUACAAGGCGGAAAAGCAUGGCAAGAAGCACUUCAACGACAAAACAUUAGUACCAAUAACGAUCGUUCUGCCCGAAAGAAGAUGCGUGAAUCGAUGGAUGCACAAUUACAAAGUGUCAAAGAAGAAGAAGAAAGAGAAGGAGAAGAAAGAAGUACAAAUGUGAGCGAACGCGGAUUAUCAAAGAAGAUGAAUGGUAGAGCUGGAAGCAAAGACGAUGCUGAACUUUUGUUUGGUGUACUGCCAAGAGAUUUAGCUUUACCUGCUGCUAUUGGAUUUUUAGGUGUUGCAAUUCUUGCUGCAUUUGCCAUUGGUAAAUCCUCUGGAGCAUCAAGGUGAUUACAUUGCGUUUGAGUUGCAGGAUUUCUUACUGCUCCUUUUUUGUAUAUUCUGCACAAUAUUUAUUCGAUUGAGUCCUUGCUCGUGUGCCAUCAUAUUAUCGAUUAUUUUGACGGGUAUGACUAUUUAACAUUAAGUUGCGAAGGUGAAAGUUGUAUUCUUGUAACGCU
Molecule: messenger RNA, 2630 nt
Organism: Meira miltonrushii
Lineage: Eukaryota; Fungi; Basidiomycota; Exobasidiomycetes; Exobasidiales; Brachybasidiaceae
Product: CBS-domain-containing protein
Exons: 1
Coding region: 211-2460 (749 amino acids)
Source: RefSeq, a predicted model, not a curated record